CAAAGAAAAUAUGUUUCGAAUAAAAUAUUGUCAUAGAUUUGUCCGGUUUUGCCAUAGAGCACCACGAAUUUAUAUUUUAGCGAGUGCGUUGGUGAUUGUUUUAUUCGCUUUAUAUCAGAUGUGCGGAUUUCAAAUUUGCAAUGCCAAAUAUCAGUUAGGAAAAAGAUCUCUAGCUGUUUCUCAGCAUCAAUUUCAAAAUGUAAAGAAUUUCAAUUCAGCUUGCAGUCAUACUGCUGAUAUGAGAGGCCCUCAUCAAAAAAUCAUUGCAUAUUCCAUUUAUGGAGACUUCUCGCGAAAGGACAUUGUUCAUAAAUAUUUGAAGCCCUUCAGAGAGACUCUCAGUAAGAUUCCCUACAUCUACCCCGGUUGGACUGUAAGGAUUUAUCACAACUUGACAACCAACGACGACGAGUCUUGGGAAAUCCUGAAGAACACCUUGGACUUGGGCGGAAGCCACGUCGAUUUGUGCAAUGCGACAGAAAUUAUCAAGCAGCGAAAUUUGGCCGAUAUAUUUGCCAUGACCUGGCGCUGGUUACCUUUGCUGGAUGACAUGGUGGACACGCUAAUGUCGAGGGACUCGGACAGUCAAAUAAUACCUCGUGAACAGGAUGCCGUUAAUGAAUGGCUAGCCAGCGACAGAAUUUUCCAUAUAAUGAGAGACCAUCAUUGGCACUGCCGAUUUAUUGUUGGGUGUUGUUGGGGAGUCAAAGUCAGCCAGGAUCGUUCCACAAUUGUUGGCGCCGCAAGGAAAAUGUUUACCGAAAAUCAUUUGCACGAAUACGACUACGACCAGAAACUGUUAGAUAGGCUCAUUUGGCCGGUAGCUACUACUAAUAUGAUGGCUCACGAUAGCUAUUGCUGUAAAGUUAUCCCAGAGCCGAGUCAACCGUACCCGACGAGGAGAAAAAAUGGGCUAUUCAUCGGAUAUAGGGCAGUACCUGAAGAAGAGCUCCAAUAUCCAUGCCCGAAAGAAUGUCGUCCAACAACUGAUGGUUUUUCAGAAUGGAAUUUUUGCUAAACUUGGCUUGUUACAAAUCUGAAUUGACGCUGGUUGGAGCAGAUAUUUCUGUUUGAUUAGCCGAAUGACAAGCGAUGGUCC
This is a messenger RNA of Daphnia pulicaria, 1099 nucleotides long. RefSeq lists its product as uncharacterized. The transcript has 5 exons. NCBI's taxonomy places the organism in Eukaryota, Metazoa, Arthropoda, Branchiopoda, Diplostraca, Daphniidae. Bases 11 to 1018 code for a protein of 335 amino acids. The record is from RefSeq and is a predicted model, not a curated record.